GAGCACGGUCCAGGAACGCUAGCUAGCUCUUGUUCUAGACCAGGUGGCAAGAUCUACGGACCGAUACCAUAUUGAAAUACUAGGAAGAAUUUUGGGAAUAUUUGCAUAAACUUCAACUUUCGUGCCACUUUUCGUGAAUUUUAACUGUCGUAAUACCACGGAAAAGCGAAAACACCUCCGAAAAGAGCGUUCCCGAAGUAAACAUCCCACCAUCCCAUGAAUGUCAAACUCUGAAGUUUUUUCUAAAAUACGAUCGGGGAUUUGUUCUGGAUAAAUCUACCUGUCUUUUUAAAGUACCUUGACCGGGACGCGCAACACCCAUACCACCACACCUUCGAGGGGUGUGCGUUUACAGGCCGUUUCAGAAGUGAGCAGAAAUUUUGACCUUUCUCGGGCCCACUGUGCUCAAUCGAUUACGUCACGGCAAACAAACGGUUUUUCGUUUUUUUUGUUGGUGAAAACACCGGGAAAAGAAACAAAACUACUGGAGUUGUAUCCCCUGCGGGGGGUCAAGAAUCGUGCGGGGGGUUGAGAAAAUUGAACUGAACACGUGCCGGCGCCUGUGGUGCUUAAUCCGUUCGGAAACGCUUUUCAGCGGCGCGGAAAACGAGAGAAAAUAAACGGAAAAUUCCGCGGCUUGGGUUUGUGCGUGUGUGUGCGUGCUAUCCGAAAUAACCGCGCGUGGUUCUCGUCGUUGGCCACGGCGGUGGUGCUGAAAUUCCUCAAAAAGUUGGUUACCUAUCUUUCGAAAAAUGGCCAACCAAGUGUUUUGGUUCUUUUUGGCGCUGCGUAUUGCUUCGGUGUUCCUGGUGACGACCUUUUUUGUGCCGGAUGAGUACUGGCAAAGCUUGGAAGUGGCCCACCGUUUGGCCUUCGGUUAUGGACACCUGACGUGGGAAUGGACUGCUGGCAUUAGAAGCUAUCUAUACCCGGCUCUCAUAGCCGGACUGUACAAAGUGCUCGCCUUGCUCAGCCUCGAUACCGUCCUACUGCUGACCAUCCUGCCGCGCAUUCUACAAGCGCUGUUCAGUGCCUACGCCGACUAUCGCUUCUACGUUUGGUCCAACAAAAGCAAAUGGUCCAUUUUCCUGCUUGCUUCUUCGUGGUGCUGGUUCUACGUUGGAUCGCGUACCUUAGCCAACACCCUGGAAGCAUCGCUAACGAUGAUUGCGCUAAGUGUGUUCCCCUGGACUUCCGAAAGUACGAGCUUCCUGUGGCCCGUGGCGAUUUCUUUCUUCGUACGACCAACCUCCGUCAUCCCCUGGGUUCCACUGUGCCUGUACCACAUUAAAAAGUCAUCCCACCCAACGUGGGAGUUGCUGCUGAAGCGGUACCUACUGAUCGGCGUGCUGAUCGGUGCGCUUAGCAUCGCGGUGGACAGCUACUUCCACGGCUCAUUCAUCGUAACACCAUACCACUUCUUGGAGUACAAUGUACUGAAAGGGAUUGGUAGCUUCUACGGGGAGCAUCCCUGGUAUUGGUAUCUGUCGGCUGGUCUGCCGAUGCUCCUUGGUAUCAUUAUCUUGCCAUUCCUGGUAGCAUCUUUUGAAACGGUACGCUAUAGACAGGUGUACAAAGAGCGUUUCUUGCUGCUAUCAUCGGUACUCUUCACGGUCACUGUGUAUUCCGUGCUGGCACACAAGGAGUUCCGCUUCCUGCUGCCCGUGCUUCCAACGUGUCUGUACAUUACCGCCGAUUAUCUUGCCCGCUGGAGUCGUAAAGCAUCCAGCGCCAGCAUCUGGUUCGUAGCAGUGCUCAUAUUGACCGUAAACAGCUUGAUGGCCGGUUAUGUCGGAUCUGUUCAUCAGCGAGGUACCGUCGAUGUCGUCGCACAUCUUAGCUCAGCGACUAAGGAUUAUCGGGAUGAGUUCAACAAUCAGGCCAAGAUUCUGUUCCUGAUGCCUUGCCACUCGACGCCGUUCUAUAGCCACGUGCAUCAGAAUGUGACGAUGCGUUUCCUGCGGUGCGAACCAAACCUGCAGGAACAGGAGAACUACGUCGACGAAGCCGACCAGUUCUACGAAAAUCCGAUGGGAUGGAUUCGCAAAAAUCUUCCCGUGCAUCCUCUCAGUGCCCUUCCGACACACCUCGUGGCAUUUGAUGUGCUUGAACCAGCGAUUGCCAACUUCCUGUCGAUCUACGAAGAGAAAGCAUCAUUUUUCCAUACGGACUAUCCCACGGAACGGGUUGGCCAGUACGUGAAGCUCUAUGAACGGAUCGAUCCAAAUGCGGCCAGAACGAAGCCGAUCACUACCUCCACCACAGCUGCGCCACCGAUAAGUGAAGGCGUUUAUGCUGAUCCUGACGAACAGUACAACCCCGACGAAGACGAGACGGCCUAGACAGAGGCACAGUUUGCAUUCACCAUAACGGCGAUGAAGCAUUUCACGUAUACAUCGAAUUGACUUUAAACUUUUAAAUUACUUUUAGACUUUGUGCGUUUUUUUUUUAUUGAAAUGGUGAGCUGAAGAUGAUUGGAGUUGCAGUUUUGCGUUUGACCAGACUUUCUGCAAUCUUCCUUCCAAAGGAAGGUAUUUUUUUACUUUUAUUGACUUUAAUUUCCUCACAAAAUUAGUGGCUUUGUGUAAUAAUUAGAUUAAUCCUCCGGUGGUGUUCGAUCCCCUUGCUUCCCAACGAGUUUGCUCAGUUCAAAAUGAUUUCACUCUCUGUUAGCGAUAAGCUACUCCCACUGCCACGCUUCCCUGUUUUCCCCUGGGUUCGAGGGGCGGGCGAUAGCGUAGUGUAGUAACACGAG
Anopheles darlingi is the source of this 2755-nucleotide messenger RNA. RefSeq names its product GPI mannosyltransferase 3 (gene PIG-B). The transcript is spliced from 3 exons. NCBI's taxonomy places the organism in Eukaryota, Metazoa, Arthropoda, Insecta, Diptera, Culicidae. Gene Ontology annotation, molecular function: alpha-1,2-mannosyltransferase activity. Gene Ontology annotation, cellular component: endoplasmic reticulum membrane. Bases 753 to 2342 code for a protein of 529 amino acids. The record is from RefSeq and is a predicted model, not a curated record. Gene Ontology annotation, biological process: GPI anchor biosynthetic process.